Hemicordylus capensis (graceful crag lizard) is the source of this 4706-nucleotide messenger RNA. It is a transcript of the gene SLC13A4, whose product is annotated as solute carrier family 13 member 4. Gene Ontology annotation, molecular function: transmembrane transporter activity. The coding region runs from base 627 to 2528 and encodes 633 amino acids. The record is from RefSeq and is a predicted model, not a curated record. The transcript has 16 exons. Gene Ontology annotation, cellular component: membrane. Gene Ontology annotation, biological process: monoatomic anion transmembrane transport. NCBI's taxonomy places the organism in Eukaryota, Metazoa, Chordata, Lepidosauria, Squamata, Cordylidae.
UGAGAUGCAAGGUAAUCUUUGCAAGAAUUGCCGCUCUGUGAAUUUCCUAGCAGAGGGGGAGGGUGAAGUCGGGGAAAGAUAAUCUCUAAGCAGCUAAGAAGAAAUACAGGGAAGAAUGCAAACAGCAUCAAGGACAGGGGGGAAUAAACUUCUCAAAAGAAGGGAGUUUUCUUCAGUGGUUUAAUUUGUGCAAAGUGGAUACCAACUCUUAGCUGGGACAUACCUGAAAGUGGGAAAGUGUGGUGUGCCAGUCAGAUGGCAGACUCUACCUAAAAUGGAUUUUAUGGUUGGGCUUCUGUGUGCAUGAUUCAGAUCCUUAAAAAGCAGACGUUAUGGAGAAUGGAAAGAAAACCAACACUGUGGAGACAGCUUGGUGAUUUUCCUGAUUACGACCAAAUAGAAGAGCAUUAUGCUCCUCAGGUGUAGACGGAGUGAUGGUCGUAGCCAGCCCGACCUAAAGACAUAGACACUUGAAUGCAUUUGCUGGAUCUUCCUUAAAGGACAAAGAAACGAGAGCAGCAGAGAACUCUGGGCUGGAAGGAAGAAACAAUUAGCCUGGGCUGGAAGAGUCCAUCUGGGGCUACCAGGUUGUUGGGACGCCCAAGAGACACAGCAGGUGCAGCAGGAUGACGGUGCUCAAGGAGCUCCUCAGAGCCAGAAACUUGCUGCUGGUCAUCUUAAUCCCACUCUUGCUGCUUCCUUUGCCACUUUUAUACCCCAGCAGUGAAGCCUCGUGUGCCUAUGUGCUGAUAGUGACGGCAGUCUACUGGGUUUCGGAGGCAGUACCACUCGGCGCAGCUGCCCUUGUUCCUGCUUUCCUCUAUCCACUGUUUGGAGUCAUGAAGUCCAGUGAGGUGGCCGCAGAAUACAUCAAGAACACCACCUUGCUCCUGAUGGGGGUCAUUUGCGUAGCAGCCUCCGUUGAAAAGUGGAACCUGCACAAACGGAUUGCCCUGCGCAUGGUUAUGAUGGCUGGAGCCAAGCCGGGCAUGUUGCUCCUCUGCUUUAUGUGCUGUACAACUGCCUUGUCCAUGUGGCUUUCCAACACAUCCACCACCGCCAUGGUGAUGCCAAUCGUGGAAGCCGUGCUGCAGGAGCUAGUGGAUGCUGAGGAGGACUGUGAGGUGAAUGGUACCGCAGGCAGCACCAUCCUGGAAGAAAGGGAGACCAUAGGUCUUGGCGAAAAACAUGGGCAAACGUCACUGGAGCUCAUUUUCAUCAACGAGGAUGCCACAACUGCUGACUUUGGAUCUCUGAUGCAUUCCAAGAACAUGAAUGGCGUACACAUGAUAGCCAACACCAUUGGAACAAUGAACUCCAAAACCAAUGGACAGCAUCUACCUCAGGCUCAGAUCCUUGUUCUGCCACCUCAGCCACAAAAUUUGGACCUACGCAGUAAGCACCGAUACCCAUCCAGACAUGAUCACAUGGUCUGCAAGUGCCUCUCCCUGAGCAUCUCCUAUGCGGCAACCAUUGGAGGACUCACCACUAUUAUAGGCACAUCCACUAACCUCAUCUUCCUGGAAUAUUUCAACAACCAUUAUCCCAAUGCCGAUGUGGUGAAUUUUGGAACCUGGUUCUUAUUCAGCUUUCCCAUCUCCCUCAUCAUGUUGGUUCUGACUUGGUUCUGGAUGCAUUGGCUUUUCCUGGGUUGCAAUUUUAAGGAAACGUGUUCCAUAAGCAAGAAGAAGAAGACCAAACGGGAAGAGAUGUCUGAGAGACGGAUCCAAGAAGAAUACGAGAAACUGGGAAAUAUUAGCUACCCUGAGAUGGUGACAGCAUUCUUUUUCAUCUUGAUGACCCUGCUCUGGUUUACAAGGGAGCCUGGAUUUGUACCAGGCUGGUCCUCUUUGUUCGAAAAGAAAGGCUACCGGACUGAUGCCACGGUCUCUGUUUUCCUCGGCUUCCUCCUCUUCUUGAUUCCAGCAAAGAAGCCAUGCUUUGGAAAGAAGGGGAAAGGAGAUGUUUCAAAUUCUAAAGAUGUUAACUCAGUCGAACCUAUCAUCACCUGGAAGGACUUCCAGAAAACAAUGCCUUGGGAAAUAGUCGUUCUGGUUGGCGGAGGUUAUGCUUUAGCAGCCGGAUGCAAGACGUCUGGCCUUUCUACCUGGAUCGGGCGUCAAAUGCUAUCCCUCAGUAGCCUUCCCUCUUGGGCCGUCACUCUGCUGGCCUGCCUCCUGGUGUCCAUUGUGACAGAGUUUGUUAGUAACCCAGCCACCAUCACCAUUUUCCUACCGAUUUUAUGCAGUAUGUCAGAAACCCUGCAGAUCAACCCUCUGUACACCCUGAUCCCGGUCACCAUGGGUAUCUCUUUUGCGGUGAUGCUACCAGUGGGCAACCCCCCAAAUGCCAUUAUCUUCAAUUAUGGGCACUGUCAGAUCAAAGAUAUGGUCAAAGCUGGCUUUGGUGUCAAUCUGAUUGGUCUCGUAGUUGUUAUGGUGGCAAUAAAUACUUGGGGAAUUAGCCUUUUCCGGCUGAAUACGUUUCCAGACUGGGCGAUAGUCAGCAAUGUCACUGGCCCAUCAUAGUCGGCAGUGACAGAACUUGCUAAGACACAGCAAGUUGGAGCAAUGUAUUUUAUUCCAAUUGCACAUAUUUUAAGAAAAAAAUAAACUUGAGUGUAUAUAAUUCCAGUAACCAGAAUUAAAUAAGAAGUAACUUUUUUGGAAGUUCUCCUCAGGAUCAUGGUUCCACCAUCUAGUACUGAAGGAAAAAACUUGCAUUACACCUUUUGGAGGUUCUCUCAAGAAUCAUAUUUCCACCAUCUAGUAUUGAAGGAAAAAAUACAUUUACUCUUCUUCUCUUUCAAAACUAUAAUGGAAUUGAUUUGCUUUGGUUUUUACUGGUACUUUCCCAUCAUUUCAACAAAAAAUCCACGUUUUCUCUACUAUUAACAAAUCUGUCUCCUUUACUUGAUGGGUGAUAUGCAACACUGAAUUCACAAUUCCAAUUCACAGCAGCUAAAGAUGGCCAGUCAUACAUUUAAAAUUCAUUUUAAUGGAUGUGUCUAUAUAUGUAUAUAUAUACAUUUAUUUUUUAAAAUGUAGUGAGUUCUGUAUGGAGUUUUAUACUACAUAAGAAGUGAGAACCAUUUGAUCAUCCACCUGCCCUAGAGAAGAGGGCUAUCUGCAUAGUAGCCCAAUGGUUCGGGGGAAAGAUCACCUUUUACCCAAGGCUUUGAGGUGAAGAUUGCCUCCCUUCCUGGUUGGGCACUAUGGUACACGAUAGUGAAUGUCUUGAGGAAAGGUAAAAACCUUUUCUCCUACAAGACAUCUCCCUAGUACGUGCAGAAACCAAGCUACUGCCAAUAACUUUUAGCAAGCAAGACCAGGACAAGCUAAAUAACUCCAUGAGUUAAAAGCACUGAAAUAUAGGGAUGUGCACAAACCAGUUUGGAGGUCCUUUUCCGGACCAGUACCGGAUCGGACUGGUAUGGGCGUCCACUGGUUUUGUGGCAGGGGGGAUUACCUUUAAGGAGCAGGGAGUGUGUCCUUAUCCCCCCCCACACACACAUGUUUCCCCCACCGGUGCUUUUGCCAGAAUCGGUGACACAGGGCGGCAGCAUAAGCGGCAAACCAGAAAUGCCCGACACAUGGCAAGGAGGUACGCUGUGGCCCCAUGCCAGCAAUUUUGGCGAGAGCACCUGUGGGGGGAAUGUGGUGGGGGGUGGUAAGGACAUCCUCCCUGCUACUUAAAGGACCCCCCCCUUCCGCCGCCUAACCGGCCGAACACCACAGCUUGUACAUCCCUACUGAAAUACCCAAAUUCUUCUUAUUCACGACCAAGCCCCUAAAGGAGCCUGGGACUUGAGAAUAGUUUAGCAGAUGAGAACCAUUAUGAGACCAGCCUCAGCUGAACGCCUUGAGUAUCGGCAUGGAUGGCGUAUAUCCCUGCCCUUUGCCAGAAAGCUUUCUGUGCAUUUAGUCCAAGAGUGGAGUUGCUUCUGGAGAGAGAACACCCUGACAGGAAAUGGACAGUUAAAGGCCAGAGUGUAUGCACAAGGUGGGUCUAAACUAACAUAAUCUAUUCAGGAGAGAUAAGGAAGGCCAUGGUUGCUUUGGAGUGCAUUGCAACAUAAUGCUCAUGCAAUUGACAAGAGCACUGUUGUGCUAAACACAAGACUUGCAUGCACACACAGUUGCACCAUCGAUGGCCAGUAUUCCUAAUGGCCAUCGGUUGUGCAAUUCCAUUUGCACAACACUUGCAUUUGGUGAAACAGCACUCUUGCACAACUAUGCAAAGCUUAUUCUGCAGUGCAAAGAUUACGUUGCAUGGUAUGACAGCGAAUUUGGGCUAACCAUUACAUCCACUUUUGGGACGCUAUCACAGAAGCUUGUCCUAUGUAGAGCUGUCAGUGCCUCCAUCCAUAUGUGACCUGGCUGGCCAUCAGCUCAAAGGAAGACUCCAGAAUGAUCCGAGGCAGGGGGUGGCGUCAGCCCUGGGGUUUUAAAGUAGCCUCACAUGCUUAAUGUUCGGUCUGACAACUUCUUUACAAUAAGCUUAGUAUUUUGACAAGUGAUGUAUUCGAAAAAUCUUGGAUCUGUACAGAAGAGAAGAUUAAAAGCCAUGUUAAUCACAGUAAUUGUGCUAUGAUCAGUUUUUAUGUCUUUUUUCCACUGGAUUUAAGAAAAAAAUAAUCUUUUGUUGCUAGUGAAAAUGUUUCUGCUGUAGAAAUUGCUUGCAAAUAAAAUAAAUUAUUCAGUCUG